Scleropages formosus (Asian bonytongue) is the source of this 2655-nucleotide messenger RNA. It is a transcript of the gene efcab14, whose product is annotated as EF-hand calcium binding domain 14. Bases 190 to 1599 code for a protein of 469 amino acids. The transcript is spliced from 11 exons. The record is from RefSeq and is a predicted model, not a curated record. NCBI's taxonomy places the organism in Eukaryota, Metazoa, Chordata, Actinopteri, Osteoglossiformes, Osteoglossidae.
UGUCAGCUGUCACGGAAGUGAGGCAGUAUACCUUUUUUUUUUAAAUUCCUUUUCGUUGCUGUUUGCAGGGAUUUAUUUGCUUCACUUAGUAUCGACGGAUCCUGGAGGAAGACAACCAAACUGGACAGGGCGUUGGACGUCGUGGGGUAUAAGCCGGGCUCAGCCGGGGCGCUGACCCCUCAGAAGAAAAUGAAGAAGAGGAAGGAGCUGAACGCCUUGAUCGGCCUCGGGGGGGACAGCAAGAGGAAGAAAACGAAGAAAGGCUCCGGACACCGACUCCUGAGAACCGAGCCCCCGGAUUCAGACAGCGAGUCGAGCUCGGAGGACGACGAUGACGAGUUCAGCAGUCUCAGUGGGGCUGCUGCUUUUGGAAAAAGGAGUUAUGCUCGAUGCUGUAACAUUUGCUACCCCUUAUGCACGUUCAUCAUCCUCGUGGCAUGUGUGAUGGCCUGUGCGGGCUUGAUAUGGAUGCAGGUGGCCCUGAAGGAAGAUCUGGACUCCUUAAAGGAAAAAUUUCACACAAUGGAAUCCAGCCAAUCAGUAUCAUUACAUGAAAUACCCAAACUAAAUGAGGACCUGAAAGGGGAGCAGAAGAGACUUGAACUCCUGGAGAAUGGAGAUAUGGGUUUGAAAAAGCUGUGGUCAAAUAUAACAGAAAUAAACAAAAAGAUUACUUUACUUGACACUGCUGUCAGCCUCUUAAAAGCCAACAUAAAAUCAGCUUCAGAUAUAAUCAACCUUCCAACCACCAUUGAGGCACUUCAGAAGAGUGUGGCUACAAUUGGGAGUACACUAACAAGUGUGCAGCAUGAUGUGAAUACUCUUCAGACUGGUGUGGAGGACCAGAUGAAAGCAGUGAAUAUUCUGAAAAAGGAAAUGGUUGAAAGACAGAUCAAAGGAGACAAAAAUCCAAAGGACAAAGUGGAGUGUCCUGCAGAAAAAGUAGACAACUGUUCAUCUCUUUUACCUCUGAAGCAGGAAGUGUUAUCUUUGCAAGAUGCCCUGAGCAAGACCAAUGCCACCCAAAGGCAGUACCAAUCCGAGGCAGAUGAAACUAUUCACAGCCUCAAUUCCUCCAUCACCACCCUCAUCCACAAAGUGUCCUUCCUAGAAAGUGGCUUUCUCCUUUUGAAUACUACACCAAGUUCCCAUCUUACUGGCUCUCCACAGACAAACCCAGGAGACAAACUUGUAUCAGGCAAAGGUGAAGCAGCCAACAGGGUCAGGUUCACUGAUCCAGAAAGCUCUCCAGAGGAAGAUGUUAAAAUCCCCUAUCCUGAACCUGCAGUUAACUCUGCAGGAGGAUUCCUGCCGACUAAGCCCCUCAAUCCAACCCGGCGUCCUCGAUUUCUGUCUCAAAGUGUCUCCAAGAAGGAGUUGGGUAGAGAGAACCAAAUUCCCAUCUCCUUUCCUGGGAUCAGCUCUUUAAAAGAUCUUGAAAAUGUCUUCCACAAUGUAGAGGAGGGUGCCUUGUCAUAUGAUGAUCUGAAGAAGACUUUUGGCCUGGACAUUCCUGAAGUUCAGCUCUUGGAGCAAUUUGACACCGAUGGUGAUGGGAAGUUCUCCCUGCUGGAGCUCCGGUCCGCGACAGGGCUGUAAGACAGGUGCCACACAGGACCUGAGUGAAAGUAUUAACUGGAUCAUAAUGGGGUUCUUCGGUUUACAAGGCCUCACUAAUUGCACUUUUUAAAUGAGUAUUUUGCUUGACUGAAAUACGACAGGCAGGCUCAUAUAUGGUUUUCACAGUAUGCAUCUGCCACUCAAAUAUCAUAAAACUUUUCCAAGGUUGCUUUGAUUUAAUUUGUUUUUGUUGUAACUUAGCAAAAACCACAUUUGGCAAGCUAUUCUUUAGGAUGAAUUACCUUCUAAAGUUUUAAGCAAUUUUGCAAUUUGACAUUCUUAAACUGAAUGAUUAUCAGUUGUCAAAUUCAAGUUUUUAUUGAAUUGUAAUUCCCCUCCCCCAUAUCAAGUAUGAUUUUCUUGAUACUCAUGGAAUCAGUAAAGUCUGUUUCUAUUUAUAAUUUGGUUAUUUAUUAGAGUGGUGCUGUAAGAUAUUACUACUGCUUUCAGAAACCCUGGUAUUGUUUUUCUGUAACCUCAUUUUAAUUCCUUUGUUUACAAUGGAUUAGUUUUUGAAGGGCUAUAAAUAAAAGCUUUUAGACAGUUAGGACACAGUAUUUUAACUAUAAUAUGAUUGUCAAGUAGCAAUAAUGCACAGACUAUGAAUUAUCAGAGCAGAGUUCAUUUUUUUUGUUUUUCUUUUUUCCCUUCAAUUAAUGUGUCACACGAUCAAUCUGUCUAGGCUGAGAAGUAGACAUAUGAAUGCACAGGUAAAAACAGGUAGCAAAAGAAGCACUGACCACCGGUCCGAUGAAGCAGUGUGAAUGUUGAGCUGUUUCAGGUAGAAGCUGUGUAUAAAACACUUAUGACCGUACAGCAUUUGUUUCCUAUGAAUUUUGGUACCGUUCUCUGGUGACCAAUGCUUUGUGAAUGGGGACCCAUCAAAUUAUGUAAUACUGUCUUUUGUAUAUAAGGUUUUUGUUUGUUUGUUUGGGACAGGGGAAGGGAAUCUGUAUAAAAUAAGUAUCAUUGUAUAUUCUAAUGACAAUGAUUUUAUUAACUUGUGCUAUGCAUGUUAAACACUGUAAUAUUAAU